This is a messenger RNA of Apaloderma vittatum (bar-tailed trogon), 7207 nucleotides long. It is a transcript of the gene CRYBG3, whose product is annotated as beta-gamma crystallin domain containing 3. Gene Ontology annotation, molecular function: structural constituent of eye lens. The transcript is spliced from 18 exons. The record is from RefSeq and is a predicted model, not a curated record. The annotation marks the transcript as partial. Gene Ontology annotation, biological process: visual perception; lens development in camera-type eye. Lineage: Eukaryota; Metazoa; Chordata; Aves; Trogoniformes; Trogonidae.
GUUUGUCAAAAUGAAGAGAGGAACCAUUCUGUGGAAGAGCUUAGCAAGUCUGAAAUCCAGGAGGAGCUGAAAAAGGCUAAUAGCCUUCCUAGUUUGACUCCUGGAACGAAAACAGCAGAUAAAGACAAACAACCCCGAGAAGGAUUUUUUCAUUUUCUUGGAAGCUUAUUUAAUAUUGCAACAAAAUCUUCUUUAGUAGAAUCUAAACCCUCUAUCUUCCAAGAUGAACCCAACAGAUGUGAAAAGGAUUUACAGAACACAAAUACCCUUCCAGAGGACAAACAGCCAAAGUGUUCAAGAGCUGAAGAGCCUAUCUCUUCUACUAGUAGAAGGAAAGAGGAUUCUGUAAAUAAAGAUGAAGCCACCUUAAAUAAUAUUGGGAAAGAUAUCUCACAGGAUCUGCAAGGAAGCCGGAAACGAUCUGCAGAUGGACAAAAGCAGAUGCAACGGAAGCCAGAAGUACCCGCAGUCACUUACGCAACAUAUCGAGGUUCUGCAAGGAUUAGGCAGCUACUGAAGAAUCAGUCAGAAGUGGCUGAAAAAGGAGAAGAAAGUACUGAGAACAUAAAUGUUUCAAUGGUCAAAAAAAAUGGAGAAAUUCAAGCAACUGUCUCUCCAAAAUCAGGACACUUAAUAAAUGAAAAUGGAGAUGGAGGUAAAGAUUACGAAGAGGAAGUUACAGUAAAUUCUUCCACAGUUAAAAUGAGAAAGAAGUCUGGGGAAGCCUGGCAUUGCUUGGGUAGCAGUAAACAUGAAAUAACUGCAAAGGCCACAUCUUCAUCUACCGAAUCGUCUCAUGAGAUAGACUUAAAAUACAUGCCUGCUUUAGCUGCAGGAAAAGUUAGAAGAACGUACUCGCUAGAUUCAUUAUUGUCAUCUAGUAGCAGAAACAAUGAGAUCCUAACCAAUUCCGCUUCACAGGUUGCCAGUUCCCUUAAAAUGAGUUCUGCAAAUGAUUUGGGUGGAAAAGAAGAUGGACUGCUAGGAGAAGCAGAUGCUCUGUUUCAGUCGGACAAAAAGGCCACUUCUAACUUUGUUAAAGAAGACAGUCAUAGUAAACCAGUUAAUAAGGAGUCCACAAAAGAAAUGCAGGAUGAUUGUUUACACUCACUCAAAUCAAAAAGUAAGACAAUUAAUGAAGAACUACAGGUGAAUGAAGGAGAAUUCUGCUGUAAUCACCAAAUGGAUAGUCACUCAGAGCUAAUAUCGGAUGCCCAGAAGCUUCAUUCCAGUACCACUACAGUUCAGCAGCAAGCAGAUCAGCAUACAAGUAGUGCAAAUAAAAAUAGAGAUCCAAGAAAAAAUGAUACCCGGAAAAUCGUUGCAGCUGCCGGAGAGCAAAAUUCACAGAACUCUCUUUCUACUGUUCUUUUGCCAUUUAAUGAACAAAUACCCACUUUGCUUAGCAUGGAGUCCAAAGAAGAAAAAUCUAAUAUAACUAAUUCAGUCUCAUCUGUUAAAAACGAUGGAGUCAUGGACAGGGGGACUUGUAAUGAAGAACUGCAUGAGUUAGGGAAACCAAUGCAUGUAGAAAAUGGUCACCAGUUAAUCCACGUGCAGAAUUCUAAGGAUACUGCCACACAGCAGACCACUUUACCUUGUCUAGAAACUGAGGGUGUGGAAACAAUUAAGAUUUUAUCUGAGGCUGCAGUGGAAAACUCUGCCAGUGUGUUGUCAUGCUUACAUGGGUGUGAAAGUGUGAAAUCUAACUUCGAUGAGCUGACAGAACCUCUCUGUGUAGCUCACGAGUCAUCUUUUGAAACUGAAGACUGUUGCUCAGAUUCUCUUCAUCCUAGUUGCAAGUUCAAAAAUAAAACUAUAGAGAAAGGAGAAGUCAGGUUAAAAGGUUCAGGAGAGACACUUUCUCAUCCUGAUCUUGAAUAUGAGAAGAGCAAAUCCUUUGAACCUAUCGAGAUGAACCUCUCAGAAAGGGCUAUUCCUCUCCACAGCUGUGGUCCUCUUUCCGUUGAAACUGCUCAAGACAUUCCUGCCGAGACAUUAGUUAUAUUUGCAGAAGAUAACGCAGCAAAGCCUGCACCUUGCCCACUAAUCUCUGUUGAUAGGUCAGAUGAUCAUACUUCUGCUCCUAAAAUUGGCAAAACUGGUGUGACUGAGGCUACUCUUGCUCCCUCUGAGUGUAAAGAUUGCAUCUGUGAUCUUUCUUCUCAUAUUUCUAAAUCACAAGAAAAAAGUCUGGAGGUUUCUCUUUCUGCCUUGAGAUAUGGAGGAAGACCUUUGACCAAUCAUUCUGCCUUCAUCUAUGAAGAAAAUGUUGACGUAGACAUAAUUUCGGAAUCUCCACCCAUUUCUAAAGAUAGGUGUAUUAAUUUUUCUUCCAAGAAGGGAAACAGUAAUAAGCCUAUGAUAUCGCCCACAGUACUUGAUUCUUCAUCUGACAAGCAAGGAAAAAUGCCUUCUCCUGCCACUAACUCUGAAAAUGGCCAGGUUGCUUCUGAACAGGACAGCUUUGGUUUUCCAGCUGCUGAGUCUAGGAGAAUAAUCCCUGACGACAGGAUGACCGAAGUGCCGCUUUGUUCAGAAGAACCGAGCGCUUUGUGCCUGGUUGGUUCUCUGGAACCUGAACUUACUUCAACUAUGCUUGAUAACUCUGCUGCUGGAGUAAACGCAGGGGAUGUUUGCAUCCCCAGGCCCACAUCACCUACUUUGGGAUGCAGAGAAGCCUCUGACCUUUCCAUUUCUUCCUUGGAAAUGUUGGGCAUUGCUCAGGGGAACAGUGAUUCUUCCAGUCACAGAGCUAGUGUUGGGGCAGAGGGGACUUCCUUCGCACAACAGGCUGACAGCAGCGUCUUGGCAGAGGCAUUGCCAUCACCCAUCUGUCCUGUGAAAUCUUUGAAAAUGGUGUCCCAGCCAGCCUGUACUGAGAAUGUUUGCAGAAAUGCUCUGGGACAGGUGAUUCUCAGUAACUGCGCUUCUGCUAUCUCAGAAGCCCCUUCUGUGACGGAUAAUCAAACAGCUGCCACACCGACAGCAUCAGUUGAGUUAUGUUCUCAGAAAGUAUGGGAAGAUACCAAUGUGAAGGGACAAGAACAUGCUCAAUUCCAAGAUGCUGCUAUUUUGUUUCAAAAAGCUGAGGAAAUAGUAAACUUGGUUUUACACUUGGCUAUAGAAGAAAUAAUAGCAAAACAAGCCAUUGGUGUCUGCCAACUUUGUGGGAGCAAGGAUAGUUUAAUAAAUACAGAUGUUCUGAAUGAUCACAAAGCUGGAGCUGUACAGCUAGAAGCAGAAGAAAUCCAGUCAGCUGUGCAGUCAUUAAAAUAUUUUAAUGAGGGCAGUAGAGGAGGCUCAUCUUCAUUUACAGGAAAUGAAACAGUGGAUACAAAUAGUCAAGAUGAAAAAAUGCUGUCUUAUAUCCCUGAUAAAAUUGAUCUGCGUAGUGCACUAGCACUAAAAGCAAAAGAAACAAUUGAUGAAGUCAUUAACUCAGCCAAACAAAAACUUGCUUCCAGUCAGUGGCAAGACAGUGAGAGUAAAAGGCCUUCUGAAACAGUGGAGCCUAAACCUAAGGCUGAUACGCCGAAGAAUUUACAGCUGGAUGUGAAGUUACCUGCCAAAACACAGGAACCAACAGAGAAGAAGGAAACUCAGAGUUUAACUGUAAACUGUGAAAAGGCAGAUUUGUCAGAUCUGCCUUUGCCUUCAAAUAGUGUGGAAAAUGGUAUAGAUGGACCUCGAAGAGAUGAAAAGAUGCCAAAUAAUGCAUUUACAUGUGAAACAAGUGGUUUUCUACCCACUGAUAGUUCAGCAAGGCCAGAAAUAGAUGUUACUACACUAGCAAAAGAAAGACAUGAUAGAAAAGUGUGUGACCAUCUGGCUGCAGCAGAGAUGUGUGGCAAAGCUGGAGUAUCAGCAGCUAGUAGAAAAUCUGAUGGAUCUUUACAUUUAAUACACAGGGAUGCUACUGUGACUAAAGACAUGCUUUUGUCAAUGCAGUUAAAAGAUUCAUGCAAUAAUUCUAAUAUGCAAGAGUGCACAUUGCUGCCAACUGUACAUGUUAAUUUGCCAUCUUCUAUGCCUGAUAAGGAAUGUAUUGGCACACAGAGUGAAUCCAAAGACAAAAGCAGUCCUCGGGGAUCUCUGGAAAGCAGUGCGGAGUACAGUCUGGAUGAACACUGCAGAAGAGAGUUGACAGAAGUACCUGCACAAGUAAAGGCAACCUUAGAAGAUUCAAAGGUAGUGGAGAGUAAAGAGGAACUAGCAGAAGAAGCAAGUGAGGUAGCAGAGGUUAAUAUUAGAUUAAACACACAGGUCGUUGUACCUGAAUUGUCUGGUUUUGGAGAGGACCAUGAAGGGAAAAUCUGCCUCAACACAGUCUUUACCCAAAGUAAUGAGAACUUGCAGCAGAUAAAUGAUCAGAAUGUGAAGAGAAAUGAUCAGCUUGAAGAAAAUGGUCUGGACUGCAGCGAUGGCAUGAAGGAAUCGACAGAUCUUUUGACCUUUUCUCCAUUGAUUGAACAGUGGGAAAACAGUUCUUUUACUAUCAUUUAUGAAGGUGCCCUUCAAACUGAGAACAAAUCUGUCUCAACUGAUGAUAUGCAAACUGGUUCACUGUCUUCUGAUUUGCCUUCAGGUAAUAUAGAUCAUCUAAUGUGUGAAAGAGCAAAGGAUAAACAUGAGCCAGUCUGUCUUUAUGGGAAGGAUAAGUUGAAUGAAGCAACAGGUAGCUCGGAGUCAUUUCUGAGUGUGGAGGCGAAGCGCUAUAAAGUCUAUCCUUUCUCUUUGUCUCCUAUAUACGAAGACGACAGCUCCCAAGAAGACUUACUGUCCACAGACGUGUCACCGGAAGGCCAUUCUAAUGGAAUAUCUAAAGCUAACACUGACCACGCUUCUGUGCUCUCCCUUCUCCAGUCAGUUUCUGAGCGCUUACAGUUUACUACUCAGUUCAGUAAAGACGAGGAGGAGGGAGUGGAGGAGGAGGAAGAGGAAGAAUCAUCAUAUGAAGAAAACAUGCCUGAUGUUGAGAGAGAUGACUGUCCUUCCAGUCAGUGGAGAGGAAACUUAGAAACAACCCUUCCAUCAAAUGAUGAAAAUAUAUCUUUGGUUCCUGCACAAUCAGUUUUUCUUUUGAAAGAACAACUUGACUCUAAGGAACAACCAGAACUGUUUCCAGAUGCGGCUUCUCCCAGUCACACACCUUGUAAGCCAGUUUCACAGAAAGCUGAUGCUUCUGUCACCUGUCCUCCUACAAGUGUAUACUACCAGUAUUUGAAAUCUGCCAGCAAUUGCUCCUCCGAGAAGGGGACCAGGUUUGGAAGUCUUCUCCAGGAUAUGUUGCAGCCCAAGAUUCACUGGUGUCAAGACAACACGAUGCCAAAACUGGGAGAACUGUCAGCGAACCUUAUUGACAGGGCAAGUCUCAAAUACAAUCCAAGACCGGGAAAGGACUGUGGCGUUCCGGAGGUGGAGUUCUGCCUGGCAGCUGGUGGUACAGAGGGACUUCCUAUCUGCAUACAGAGUGCAGUUGCCAAUUUAGAAGAACUGGAUGUUGAGAAAAACCCUUAUAUAAAAGUUAAAUCAGGAGUAUGGCUUGCUUAUUCGAACUAUAAUUACAAAGGAGAGAUGAAGGUUUUGGAAGAAUGUGAUUCACCAUCUGAAAUUCCUUCAGCAGAUGUAAAAUCUCUGCGUCCCUUAAAAAUGGGUGGACUAAAGGUACAAAUGCCAAUGGAUGUCAAGAUAAUAAUAUAUGAGAAAACUCACUUUGAAGGGUGGUCCAAAGAGUUUUCAGAAAACAUCAGUUCUGUCCCAGCUCUGUUUGUUAGUGAAGAGGAGUUUCAGGAAAUUGGAUCAAUACGGGUAAUUGGUGGAGUAUGGGUUGCCUAUGAUAAGGAGCGCUACAAAGGCCGUCAGUACUUGCUGGAGGAGGGAGAUUAUGAAGACAGACACUCAUGGGGGGGAACUGACAGUGUCCUUCUGUCUUUCUGGUUCCUUCAGGCUGAUUUCAUAGAGUCAUCCGUGGCACUUUUUCAGUCUGAUGAUGAAGAUGGGAAAUCAUUAGACAUCACCAAUGAAGAAAUCCCUGAUUUGGAGCAGGCUGGGUUUGGCCCAGAGACAAGAUCAAUUCUUGUGAGAAGUGGAGUGUGGGUUGCAUAUCAACAGAAGUAUUUCUGUGGAGAGCAGUAUGUAUUGGAGAAAGGAAGAUAUAAAUGUUUCUUUGACUGGGGAGGAUCUAGUAAAAUCAUCAUGUCAAUUCGACCUGUUAAGUUGGAACCACUUGGAAUGAAUGAGCCUCCACAUCUGCUCAAAGCUUUCAGUAAUACACAUUUCCAAGGAACAUGUAUAGAUUUCACAGCAGAAGUUUCUGAUUUUACAUCAUUCAUACCAUGUUCAUUUAAGGUUCUUCGGGGAUGUUGGCUCCUGUAUUACCAAGGGGAAAUUACUGACAAUCACUGUGUGCUGGAAGAAGGCCUCUAUGUUGACCUCAGUUCCUGUGGCUGCCCAACUGCUACAAUCAAAUCCCUCAAGCCUAUUCAAUAUGUUUUUGCUGAGCCCUCUGUAAGUCUGUUUGCUCUGGAAUGCUGCAAGGGAAGAGAGCUGCAUUUCAGCGGACCUGUCAAUUCUGUUUUGAGUGAGGACCUUCAUUUUUACACUCAGUCUGUAUGGGUGAGAAGUGGAUUGUGGAUUGCGUACGAGGGAUGCAAUUUUUUAGGAAAGCAGAUUCUGCUGGAGCCGGGUGAGAUUUCAAACUGGAAUGAACACAGUGGCUGGAAAGGAAUUGGCUCCCUUCGUCCUUUGAAGCAGCCAGCAGUGUACCUCAGAGUGAAGAACCGAGCCCACGGUAAAUAUCUGACGGUCACUGGAAGCCUGGCAGAUAUAAGAGCAACAUCGGUGUGUGCAUCCCCGUAUAACGGGAAGAAUACCCAGAUCUGGCACUACUGUCGUGGACUCUUCAAAUCCAAGGCUAACAACGCCUGCCUGGAUGUCAUCGGUGGCAGAGAUGUGCCUGGGGCUAAAGUCGCACUCUGGGCAGAACAUGGGAAGGACCGGCAAAAGUGGAGACUCAGUGAGGAUGGAACCAUCAGUUCAUACCUCAGCGACCAACUGGUGCUUGAUAUUAAAGGAGGAAAUUAUUAUGACAAGAAUCACAUCAUUAUGAAUCAUCCAAUAGAUGACAAACAUUCACAAAAAUGGGACAUUGAAAUAUUGUGAGUAAAACCUACCACACAGAUGAACCCUGUGUGGGUUAUUAACA